Molecule: messenger RNA, 3349 nt
Organism: Galeopterus variegatus (Sunda flying lemur)
Lineage: Eukaryota; Metazoa; Chordata; Mammalia; Dermoptera; Cynocephalidae
Gene: ZNF628
Product: zinc finger protein 628
Exons: 1
Coding region: 1-3237 (1078 amino acids)
Biological process (GO): negative regulation of transcription by RNA polymerase II
Molecular function (GO): DNA-binding transcription repressor activity, RNA polymerase II-specific
Source: RefSeq, a predicted model, not a curated record
AUGGUAGGCUCACACACGGACAUGGCACCUGCCUCUACAGCGGAGGGGUCUGGGGACAAGCCCGGUCCUGCAGCCCCCGCCCCAGCGGCCCAGUAUGAGUGUGGGGAGUGCGGCAAGUCAUUCCGGUGGUCCUCCCGGCUCCUGCACCACCAGCGCACGCACACUGGAGAGAGGCCCUACAAGUGCCCGGACUGCCCCAAGGCCUUCAAGGGCUCCUCAGCCUUGCUUUACCACCAGCGGGGCCACACUGGCGAACGGCCCUAUCAGUGUCCCGACUGCCCCAAGGCCUUCAAGCGCUCCUCCCUGCUGCAGAUACAUCGCAGUGUGCACACGGGUUUGCGGGCCUUCAUCUGCGGCCAGUGUGGACUGGCCUUCAAGUGGUCAUCCCACUACCAGUACCACCUGCGGCAGCAUACAGGCGAGCGGCCCUACCCGUGCCCGGAUUGCCCCAAGGCCUUCAAGAACUCGUCCAGCCUGCGGCGCCACCGCCACGUGCACACGGGUGAACGACCCUACUCCUGCGGCAUCUGCGGCAAGAGCUUCACACAGAGCACUAACCUGCGGCAGCACCAGCGCGUGCACACGGGUGAGCGGCCCUUCCGCUGCCCGCUCUGCCCCAAGACCUUCACGCACUCCUCCAACCUGCUGCUGCACCAGCGCACCCACGGUGCCACCCCUGCCCCGGACCCCACCCCUGCCUCCGCAGCCUCGCCCCCUCAGCCUCGCGAGCCCUGCAGAAGCGGCAAGGUCUUGGUGUCUGACGCCUACCUGCAGCCGCAACUCCAGUCCCACAGCCCGCCUGCGCCCCCGGCCCCACCGCCCCCGCCCCCGCCGGUGGUUCCCGAGCUCUUUUUAGCUGCGGCUGAGACCACGGUGGAGCUGGUGUACCGCUGUGACGGCUGCGAGCAGGGCUUUGGCAGCGAGGAGUUGCUCAUGGAGCACCAACCAUGCCCUGGGCCCGAGGCGGCACCCCAGCGCCAGGACACAUCCGCUGAGACGCCCAGGGCUGACCCCCCGCCGUUACUGUCCCCGCCGUCCCCUCUACCGCAGCCCCCUCCUGCCACUGCUGCUGCCACCCCUGGCUUUGCCUGCCUCCCCUGUGGGAAGUCCUUCCGGACAGUGGCAGGCCUCUCCCGCCACCAGCAUAGCCACGGGGCGGCUGGUGGGCAGGCGUUCCGCUGCGGCAGCUGCGACGGUGCCUUCCCACAGCUGGCUAGCCUCCUGGAGCACCAGCAGUGCCACGUGGAAGAGGCGGCAGCAGGGCGCCCGCCCCCUCAGGCCGAGGCCGCAGAGGUCACCUGUGCACAGGAGCCGCUCGCGCCUGCUGCCCCGGCCUCCCUGCCGCCCCACCCCACCCCGGCUUCCGCAGAGCGGCCCUACAAAUGUGCUGAGUGUGGCAAAGCCUUCAAGGGCUCCUCAGGGCUGCGCUACCACCUGCGGGACCACACCGGUGAGCGGCCCUACCAGUGCGGCGAAUGCGGCAAGGCUUUCAAGCGCUCCUCCCUGCUGGCCAUCCACCAGCGAGUGCACACGGGUCUGCGGGCCUUCACCUGUGGCCAGUGCGGCCUCACUUUCAAGUGGUCAUCUCACUACCAGUACCACCUGCGGCUGCACUCCGGCGAGAGGCCCUAUGCCUGCGGGGAGUGCGGCAAGGCCUUCCGCAACACAUCAUGCCUGCGGCGCCACCGCCACGUGCACACAGGUGAGCGGCCCCAUGCCUGCAGCGUCUGCGGCAAGAGCUUCGCCCAGACCUCCAACCUGCGGCAGCACCAGCGCGUGCACACGGGCGAGCGGCCCUUCCGCUGCCCGCUCUGCCCCAAGACCUUCACGCACUCCUCCAACCUGCUGCUGCACCAGCGCACCCACUCAGCCGAGCGCCCCUUUGCCUGCUCCAUUUGCGGUCGCGGUUUCGUCAUGGCCGCCUACCUGCAGCGACACCUGAGGACGCACGCCCCAGCCAACAGGGCUUCCAGCACCACAGCCCCCGCUGCCGGCCCCCAGCCCCCUGCCCCAUUGGCUGCCACCCCAGCCCCACAGGCCACCCAAGAUGUCCAUGUCCUCCCCCACCUCCAGGCUACACUCUCCCUCGAGGUGGCCGGGGGUACGGCCCACGCCCCCACCUUGGGCCCAGCAGCCCCCAACUCCCAGACGUUUCUCCUGGUGCAGACUGCUCAGGGCCUCCAGCUGAUCCCUAGCAGCGUCCAGCCCCCUACACCUCUGCCACCACCGGCAGCCCCCAAGCUCAUCCUGCUACCGGCCUCCAGUGCUGGGGGUGGGGGUGGGGGCAACCGUGCAAGGCAGGGCCCCCGGGCGGUGGGGAAGGCUGGUCAGGGGACAGGGGUAGUCUGGCUGCCAGGCCCUGGAGGUCUGGGGAUACAGGGAGGGGGCAGUACAGGGGCCAGCGGGGGAGGGCAGGGCCUCAUUGUUCUGCAGAAUGUAGUGGGUGGGGAGGCGGGGCUGCAAGAAGUGAGUGGGGUCCAGCUCCAGCCACUCCGGUCAGCCCCGGAAGUGACCGCGGUCCAGCUACAGCCGGCACAGGAAGUGACCACGGUCCAGCUCCAGCCGGCACAGGAAAUGACCACGGUCCAGCUCCAGCCUGCACAGGAAGUGACCACGGUCCAGCUCCAGCCUGCACAGGAAGUGACCACAGUUCAGCUCCAGCCCGUGGCUAGCCAGCUCUCCAAUUCCAGUGGGGGAGCUAUGACUGCUGAGGCCCCCAACCUGCUGGUUGUUCAGAGUGGGGCAGCUGAGGAGUUGCUCACCGGCCCAGGUUCUGGUGAGGGUGGGGAUGGUGAGGCCAGCAGUGGUGUGGUCCAGGAUGUCCUCUUUGAAACACUGCAAAUGGAUGAGGGGUUGCAGAGUGUGCUGGUGCUGAGUGGCACAGAUGGGGAGCAGACCCGCCUCUGUGUACAGGAGGUAGAAACCCUUCCACCUGCACUGACUGAGCCGCCUGCCCCUGGCCCUCCAGGACAGAAACUCCUCAUCAUUCGCAGUGCCCCAGCCACUGAGCUGCUGGAGAACAGCAGCGUUGGGGGAGGCACUGCCACUCUGCAGCUCCUGGCCUCACCACCACCUGGCCCAGCCUCUGCCCCUGCAGUGCUUCCGGCGGCUGCCACUCCCCAGAUGGUACAAGUGGUCCCUGCAGGAGCUGGGCCUGGGGUCAUGACCCCACAGGGCCUGCCUUCUAUUCAGAUUGUCCAAACUCUACCCGCAGUCCAGCUGGUGCACACAUUUUGAGGAGAACCACUGGUACCUCUUCCCGCUGCAUACAGAGACCCUCACUCACUGCCGUGGCUGGGCUGGGAGGGGAGCUGCAGGCUGGGCUUGCUAAUAAAGUCCCAGAAUCUUC